AUGGCAGCUCCACCAGGCUAUGGUCCUCCGCCAGGCUACGACGACGAUCUCUCUACCAACAGCCCACAUGGAGCGACCAUGCGUCUGCUCACCAGCACAGAAGGUAGCCCAUACCAACCUCCAUCAGUGUCGUCCCCGAGCGCGAACGGCAGGCCUUCGCCGCAAGAUCUAUUCCUCCGCGCGCAAGAGAGACUGAACAGUCACCACAACACUCAGCCCCCGGUCUCGCCUACGAGUCGCGUAGCACAGCAGCAAGGCACCGAAGAGCUUCAUUCGCUGCUCCGUGACGUCGAAAGCGAUCUGUCUGCCGCGCCUCGAUCCUCUACCGGCGCACCCAGAACGAGGAACUUCAAAGUGCACUUCAACCGGAACAACCCUCCGGAAGAGCCAGCGAGUUCUGUAGACGAWGCAUCGUCGUUUAGAACAUAUGAUAGAGAACCCAGUCCUGUGCACCGCGCACGGCAAUCGGGGGGUCGACCGCUUUCGAGACAAACAUCUACCUUUGAUUUCGCGCCUGGUAUGCCACCGCCUACUGAGAGCGGGCCCAGCUACGAUCCAUACAGAUCUCCUUCGCGUGGCUCUCAAUCGCCUUUGAAGACUUUCGGCACACCACGCGGAUCUCGAGACUAUGCUCGCCCACCAGCCACCAAUGUGCCAUACGAGCCGGCCGACAUCAAUGGGAUUCCUCGACCAGGAACGCCUUCGUCACAAUAUGGCGGAUCACCAAAACGACCACUACCUCCGGCGCCACUUUUCGCAGCUGGACGACCACCGUCAUUCAACACUGAGACAGAGCCCGAAUUGACAUCGAUACCGAUCGAUGACGAGGACGACGAUGUUUUCGGCCGGCCUUCAGGCGAAAGUGAUGCGAAGCGUCCUGAUCUCACCGGGCGCGAUAGUUUCGUCUCGGACUCCACACUCACAGCCGACGAUGAUCUGUACUCUCAAAAGGAACAUGACGAGGAGUUGCACGGACCGGCGCCGGAUGGCAAGCAUGAAAGACGAGGUGCUCGACAGGMACAGAUGGCGAAGAAGGAGGUUAAGCUCAUCAACGGAGAGUURAUCUUGGAAUGCAAGAUCCCCACCAUUUUAUACUCAUUCCUUCCAAGACGAGACGACGUCGAGUUCACGCACAUGCGAUACACUGCCGUGACGUGCGAUCCGAACGAUUUUGUGGAUCGAGGAUACAAGCUACGACAGAACAUUGGCCCGACAGCACGCGAGACGGAACUCUUCAUCUGUGUCACAAUGUACAACGAGAACGAGAUCGACUUCACCCGAACGAUGCAUGGAGUCAUGCGAAACAUUUCCCACUUUUGCAGCCGAGUGAAGUCGAGAACUUGGGGUAAAGAUGGUUGGCAGAAGAUUGUAGUCUGUAUCAUCUCUGAUGGAAGGACAAAAGUUCAUCCCCGGACAUUGGACGCUCUGGCAGCAAUGGGAUGCUACCAAUCUGGAAUUGCCAAGAACGAGGUCAACCAGAGGGAAGUCACCGCACACGUGUACGAGUACACGACACAGGUGUCUCUUGAUUCAGACCUCAAGUUCAAGGGGGCUGAGAAGGGUAUUGUGCCUUGCCAGUUAAUCUUUUGCUUGAAGGAGAAGAACGCAAAGAAACUCAACAGCCAUCGUUGGUUCUUCAAUGCAUUCGGAAGAGCGCUGAACCCCAACGUCUGCAUCUUGCUUGAUGUGGGGACCAAACCUGGAGACGACUCGCUAUAUCAUCUGUGGAAGGCCUUCGAUCGCGACUCUAACGUUGCUGGAGCUGCAGGAGAAAUCAAGGCCGCCAAGGGAAAAGGUUGGCUGCAGCUGUUGAACCCGCUCGUUGCUAGCCAGAAUUUUGAGUACAAGAUGUCCAACAUUCUGGACAAACCGCUCGAGUCCGUCUUUGGAUACAUUACCGUCCUUCCGGGUGCACUCAGUGCUUACAGAUACCACGCCUUGCAAAACGACGAAACAGGCCACGGUCCACUUAGUCAGUACUUCAAGGGAGAGACACUUCACGGACAGGACGCAGACGUCUUUACCGCCAACAUGUACCUCGCUGAAGACCGUAUCCUUUGUUGGGAGCUCGUCGCCAAACGUAACGAGCGUUGGGUCUUGAAGUACGUCCGCAAAGCCACAGGAGAGACCGAUGUCCCCGACGCUGUUCCCGAGUUCAUCUCACAGCGCCGUCGUUGGUUGAACGGUGCGUUCUUCGCUGCGGUGUAUUCUCUUCUACACUUCAAGCAAGUGUGGAAGACCGACCACACCAUUGCACGCAAGAUCUUGCUGCAUAUCGAGUUUAUUUAUCAAUUCGUGCAGCUGAUCUUCACGUUCUUCUCUCUCGGCAACUUCUACCUGACUUUCUACUUCAUCGCCGGAUCGCUCGCGGAUAAGAAAAUAGACCCCUUUGGCCACGGAAUCGGGAACUUCAUCUUUAUCCUCUUGAGAUAUUCCUGUGUGCUGUUGAUCAUGGUUCAGUUCAUUCUCUCGAUGGGCAAUCGACCGCAGGGAGCCAAGAAAAUGUUUCUGGCAUCGCUCGUGACCUUCAGUGUCAUCAUGGCCUACAACACAUUUGCAGCCAUCUACAUUGUUGUGCGCCAGUUGACAGACGACGCCUCCUUGACGUUCGGCAACAACGUGUUCACCAAUCUGAUUGUCAGCACGCUGUCRACCGUUGGGCUGUACUUCCUGAUGUCCUUCUUGUACCUCGACCCCUGGCAUAUGUUCACAUCAYCGGGCCAAUACUUUGCCUUGCUGCCUUCUUACAUCUGUACGCUCCAGGUCUACGCCUUUUGCAAUGCCCACGAUGUCACCUGGGGAACCAAAGGAGACAACGUCAUCCACAAAGAUCUCGGAGCAGCAAAGACCGGCAAGAACGGUACUGUGGAGCUGGAAAUGCCUUCCGAACAACUUGAUAUCGAUUCCGGAUAUGAUGAAGCACUCCGCAAUCUCCGAGAUAGAGUCGAAGUCCCCGUCCCAGCCGUCGCAGAGUCCCAGCUUCAAGAAGAUUACUACCGCGCAGUACGUACAUACGUGGUCAUAGUCUGGAUGACCUGCAACGCGAUCCUUGCCAUGGGAAUCUCCGAGAUCUACGGCAACAAAGAUGUUGGAGAUAACUUUUAUCUCAAAUUCAUUCUCUGGGCUGUCGCCUGUCUUGCUCUCUUCCGCGCAAUUGGCAGCUCGACAUUCCUGAUAAUUAACGGUAUUCACAGUGUUGCCGAGGCCAAGUUGCGCYGGAAGAAUAAGAGUGGAACGAGUGCGGGCACGAAGAGUGUCAAGAGUUCUAGGAGCACGAGUUCCUGGGGAAGUAAGUUGAGURUGCCGAGUUGGAUGAGUUCGGGAGGGAGUUGGGUGAGCAGCAAGGUCAGUUCGAUGACGCCGAGCUCGCUUGGAAGUACGUUCUCGGGGAGGUGA
Ramularia collo-cygni is the source of this 3396-nucleotide messenger RNA. RefSeq names its product probable chitin synthase class II. Gene Ontology annotation, cellular component: cell periphery; cell septum. Bases 1 to 3396 code for a protein of 1131 amino acids. Gene Ontology annotation, molecular function: chitin synthase activity. NCBI's taxonomy places the organism in Eukaryota, Fungi, Ascomycota, Dothideomycetes, Mycosphaerellales, Mycosphaerellaceae. The record is from RefSeq and is a predicted model, not a curated record. The transcript has a single exon.